Messenger RNA from Penicillium lagena, 753 nucleotides. Its product is annotated as MICOS complex subunit MIC26/MIC27. Lineage: Eukaryota; Fungi; Ascomycota; Eurotiomycetes; Eurotiales; Aspergillaceae. The transcript has 3 exons. Gene Ontology annotation, biological process: cristae formation. Gene Ontology annotation, cellular component: mitochondrial crista junction; MICOS complex. The record is from RefSeq and is a predicted model, not a curated record. Bases 1 to 753 code for a protein of 250 amino acids.
AUGUCGUUCCGCCCGAUGUUUCAGCAGCGGGCUGUGGCUCCAAUCGCAGCCACCCUCCUCGCUGGAGGCAUCGCCCUGUAUCCCAGGCAGACGGCCUUUGCAGAGCAGCCUCGCGACUUGAGGAAACCCAUCUACGACGACUUCCCAGCCGACAUUCCUGAACCCUCCAAACCCGCUCCCCCAGCUUCCCAGCCGCUCAUCUCCUGGCCCUCCUCGGAGCCCUCUCCCUCAUCUUCGCCGACCCCCACAGACAUCCUGGCCGCCCAAAUCCGGCAAGCCCGGCUCUUCCUGUACAACCACUCCCUCGCCGCGGAGAACAGCUUCAACGACUUCCUGUCCCGCGCCCUGAACAUUGAGAAUGCCUUCACCAACACGGUUGCUUCGCUCGCACCUUCGCCUGAGUCCGGUGAGCGCUUGCUCCCGGGUGGCGUCUACGUCGUCGUAGCUGCUAUGGCUGGCUCAAUCGUCUCCCGCAACCGUGGUAUCCUCCUCCGCACUGCGUCCCCUCUCGCCUUUGGCACCAUUGCCGCCUGGUCUCUACUUCCGGUGACUAUGCGGAAUAUCUCUGAUCUAGCAUGGGAGUACGAGAAGAAGGUCCCGGCCGUUGCCGAGCAGCACAUUGCCCUGCGGGAACGAGCCGAGCACAUCUGGUACACUGGCAUUGCGCACAGUGGCAUGGCCCGCCAGAUGAUGGAGGAGAAGAUCGGUGAGGCCCGGAAGAAGCUGGAGGAGACUGUGAGCAAGGGCCACUAG